AUAAAAAAAUUAUUUCUAACAUACUAUUUUCUCCUAAGGUUAGGAGUUAUUUUCUCCUAGAGUUGGGAGUCAUUUUCAGAUCUCAUUGCUAUGGCGGAUCCGAGUGUCACUGAUCUCACAACGGUGUUGGGUGAGCGGUUAUCCUUGACUGCUGAUAAGGAGGUAACGCUGAACCUUGAUGAUGGUAGUGGUGUGGAUCCUACGGGGGGUGGCUGGAGGGGAUGCCUUGUUGGUACCGUGUUGAUAAAAAAAAUGAGGGUGCUGGCGGUAGGGCCAUGGUGUUUUGCAAACCAUGUCAUGGUACUAAAGGAGGCAAAGGAAGGGCAUCGAGUAGCUAGGGAGGAGUUGUAUGAAGUUCCCUUUUGGAUCCAGAUACAUGGGCUACCUCUAGAUCGGAUGAUGGCAAUAACCGGGAGGCGAGUAGGGGAGGCGUUGAGACGGCUUGUUGAGGUGGAUGAUGGAGGUGGCAAUGCUUGGGGUGUGGAGUAUAUCCGAAUGAGUGAAGCAGGGGGUGCAUGGUGGCUACGGGACUCCUCUGGAAACCGUGUCACGACGGAGGCAAGGUGGCGACGCCCGAUUCCCCGAUUAGGAAGUUCCUCGAAUAUGGAAACAGGUGGCCUUAAGGCAGAUUCUAAUCAACGUGAUUGGGGGCGUAAUGGUUUGGAUUCAUCGCAAAAUCAAGAUGAGAUUGUUCCUUUUUGCGGAAUAGAGCAACAGAAAUUAUCCGUUGCACAGCAGCCUAUCUUACAAGUCCAAGAUUCUAGGCGCGGGAAAGGCGGUGUGAAGGAUUUUGUUUCCAUAAGUGUGGGGGUUCCAGUGGAAGUCAGCCCCUUACAGGCCCAGUCCUCCAAUAUUUCAAACCCGGGUAGUAGCAAUGUAGAGGGAGGCCCUGUUUUCUUCUUCCAAUCUAGCCAAUGUACUACAAGCCCAAAAACAAGAACCUGGAAAAAAGAGGCGCGCGAGUGCAAAUCUGUUCCAUCUCACUUUAAAUCAGUUGUUCAAAGGAUGAAGAGAAAAGAUAAUACAGUGCAGGAAGAUGACCUUGAGUUGGGGUGCUAUGAGAAGCGUAGCAAAGGCGAGGGUGGUGAUGUUCGGAGCCUCAUCGAACUAGUGGGGUUGAAGAAGCUUGCAGUAGUGUUCUUGUGUGAGACAUUACUGGAUAGAAGAGGUAUGGAUCGUAUUCGUCAGAGGUUGAGGUUUCACAAUUGUUUUACUGUAGACAAGAUUGGACGCAGUGGAGGCUUGGCUAUGCUGUGGACUUCUGAGGUGUCAUUAUCCUUGUUAUCUUACUCUACCAACCAUAUUGAUAUAGAGGUUGAAGAGAUCCGUGAGAAGCUGGAUAGGGGGUUGGCAACUGCUCGUUGGCAUGAUACUUUCCCUCAUGCUAUAGUCCGAUUACUUACCCCUCUAGCCUUUGAUCAUAAGCCUUUGUGGAUCCGAAUUGAUGGGCGACGGGACAGGAGAAACAGGCAUCGCAAAAGGUUUAGGUUUGAAGAGAUGUGGUUGCGUGAUUAUAGAUGCCAAGAGGUGGUUCAGGCUAGUUGGAAAUCCAUUGAGGGGAUAGGUGAUUGGGGUUGUCUACUGCACAAAAUGAAAGAGUUCGAGAGGCUCAGUCACCAUCAGGAUCUUGCUCUAGCCGCGAAAGAGGAACGUUGUGUGCUUAAUGAACUUGAGGAAUGGCUGGAAAGGGAAGAGAUAAUGUGGAGGCAACGCUCUCGUGAUAUCUGGAUUCAGGAGGGGGAUAGGAACACUUGUUUUUUCCACAGAAGAGCUACAAAGCGUAAUGAUCGUAAUAGGGUGGAGAAGCUAAUGAAGGAUACGAGAGAGUGGACAUCUAGUUUUGGCGAGGUUAAAGUAGUUGUCACAGAGUACUUCACCCACCUCUUCACAUCAACAGAUCCUACGAACCUAGCUCUAGUGACAGAUUGCUUAAAACCUUGUGUGCAAGAUGGGGACAAUUCUUUCCUACUACAUGAGUUGACUGAGGUGGAGGUUACGAAGGCUCUAUUCCAAAUGCACCCGUCUAAGUCGCCUGGUCCGGAUAGUCUCUCCCCAAUUUUCUUUCAACGCUUUUGGGUCCCAGUGAAGGAUGACAUCGUUCAGCCAUGUUUGCAGUAUCUGAACCAAGGAAUUCCCUUUCUGGAUGACCUAAAUCUCACUAAUAUUGUGCUAAUCCCAAAGUGUCCUGAGCCAAAAGCAAUGGGGGAUCUAAGACCUAUAAGCCUGUGCAAUGUUAUCUAUCGAGUUCUUGCAAAAGUGUUGGCAAACAGAUUCAAGAAGCGUAGGAAAAGGGGAUGGCAGGCUAUUAAACUGGCCAUGAGCAAAGCCUUCGAUAGAGUGGAAUGGCCGUAUCUUGUGGCAGUUAUGAAGGCCCUAGGCUUUGCUGAGCGAUGGAUUAGCUUAAUAAUGGGUUGCGUGACCUCAGUCCAGCCUUACAACAAUGAUAAAGGAUGCAGAGAGGAGAAAGAUGUUGCAUGUAAUGUGCCGUCUAUCGCACGAGAUCGUGUUACGGGAAUUCUUGGUAUGAAGGAGUUGAGCUCCCCAGGUAGAUAUCUUGGUUUCCCAGCCCAAGUUAGUAAAGCAAAGGCAAGAGCAUUUUCUGACUUGAAGAGUAAGUUUCGGGCCCGUAUUUGUGAUUGGCGAAAGCAACCCCUUUCAAAGGCUGGGAGAGAGAUCCACUGGAUCAAGUGGAGAAAGCUUGCAACUCCAAAGAAGAUGGGAGGUUUGGGGUUCCGAGCUCUUCAUGAAUUCAAUUUAGCUAUGCUUGGUAAGCAAGGCUGGCGUUUACUCGUCAACCCGGACUCACUGGUUGCACAAUUGUUGAAGGCUAAAUAUUAUCCCCGGUCAGAUCUCUUGCAUGCGGGGUUGAAGCCCUCCUGUAGCUUUACAUGGCGGAGUAUCUGCUCUGCCACUACUCUUCUCAGACAAGGCCAGUUUUAUGUUCAAUCACCCCCUCCGGCCGAUUACGAGCUUCGCUACGUAUGUGAUCUUAUUGAUGCUGAUUCUCACUAUUGGAAGCAUUAUUUAAUUCGGGCAAUUUCUAAUCCUCAUGAGGCCCAGCUUAUCUUAUCCAUGCCCUUGAGUUGGCUGCAUCGAGAUGAUGGCUGGACAUGGCGGUUUACAAGACAAGGUUCUUAUUCUGUCCGCUCUGUUUAUCACCGUGCAAUGGCCAUGGGUGGGUCUCAUGCAGGCCCCUCUCCGUCCUCGUCAAGCUUUAGGGGUGGUCCUUUUUGGAAUCUUGAUAUCCCUGAGAAGGUUCGCUUGAUGAUUUGGCAAGCUUAUAGGAAUAUUCUCCCCACAAAAGAUAAUCUAAUGCGUCGCCGAGUUGAGGUCGAUCUUGACUAUCCUAUGUGUGGCAUGGAGCAGGAAUCUGUGUUCCAUUGUCUAGUGGCUUGUGCGGCUAGCCGUGCGAGUUCCAGGAAUGAUGCUUUGUGGAAUGAUAGAUCCCCCAACCCACAGCUUAUUAUCGAACAGAGCUUAGGAUUUUUAGACGAGUAUCGUAGAGUUAUGGCUUUACAAGGUCGCGGACCCUCGGUGUCUCAUCGGAUGGAAACGAGAUGGACCCCUCCAGUUGGAGAUCAUGUGAAGAUAAAUGUUGAUGGGGCAGUUUUAGCUCACCAGCGCAUUUAUGGCAUGGGCGCCAUUGCAUGGAACAGCUCGGGGGCAGUGGUGGCAGCCAUGUCAUGCAAAGGUCAGGGGAUUGUGUGUGCCGAGAUUGCUGAGGCAUGUUGUUUGCGCAAAGCUUUGCAAUGGGCUUGUGAGCUCUCCUUUGAGAAGGUGAUUAUGGAAUCGGAUUGUGCCAGCUUGGUGACAGCUAUGAACUCUUUCCUUUCUGGUAUAAACUCCAGCUUAGGAACUGUUCUAUCAGAUUGCAAAUUGCUUAUGGCCUCUAUUAAUAAUUGUCAUGUCAAAUUCAUCCGUCGCGUGGGUAAUUCAAUGGCUCAUGAGCUAGCACGACGGGCUCUACAUGCUAAGGAUGAUGAGUACUGGACAUCAGAGGUGCCACCUUUUCUCGCGCAUAUUGUCUCAAAGGAAAUGCCUUAAUCUAGAUGUUUUGUAAAGUUCCUUGAUUUAAGUGAAAUAAAAUAUGCGCCUAUGA
Molecule: messenger RNA, 4099 nt
Organism: Rubroshorea leprosula
Lineage: Eukaryota; Viridiplantae; Streptophyta; Magnoliopsida; Malvales; Dipterocarpaceae
Source: the annotation of a GenBank genome assembly